CAUUUGGCGAGUCAAUAUGGCGUUCCCAUCACAGAUGAGAUGAGUGUCCACAGCUUUUCGCGGCUAUUUUAGCGACCUUUGCACGCCACUCUACGAGGUCUAGUGUCGCACUUUCAUGUCUGAAAUCGGCAUCGAAUUCUUUUCGCGUGCAAAUUAAAUGGUUCGCUUGGCUUCGGAUUUGGACUCCGAUCUCCGAUUUUUUAGUGCGUGAGCAUUGCGAUAGGUAUUUGGGCAGUAUUGUAUAAAUAUUUCUACUGUGUGCGAGAUUAUCUUAUUACGUAAUCGUUAUUUGAAAUCCAGUUAUCCGAAUGAAGCAGAUAAAAUUGUGUUCGCUUUCUUCCGCUGACGUUUUGUUUGUAUAAGAAAGUGUUGCUUAAAUCGCGUGAGAAAGUGUGUACGGUUGCUCUUGUUAGCUCGCACAAUUCAUGUGACGGUAUUUAUUCCAUGGAAAGCAAUUUUCUCAUCUUGUACCACAGCAUGGACAUUUUAUGAUCUAAUACGCGGUAUGGAACUGUGAGUACGCAGAUGGCUAGUGCUCUUUAGAAGGCCAAUCGAGUAAAAAGGAUUAGAAAUUGGUGCACGAAUGACAGCAGAAAUAUAAGAUGUUCGAGUCUCCAAGAAGUCUCCAGGAGGUUUGCAUUGACUUUAUCUGUGGCAAUGUUCUAGGCCUAUGUGAGGUUCAUCUUGGCGAUACAAAUGUACAUUCUCCCACUGCUCCCAGUAGCAAUACCGUUCCUGGUAGAACAUCAUCUAACGAUGCUCCCUCCAGCUCUGCAACUCGACUUACCUUUAGGCAUCCAGAUGCCUUUUUGCCAGCUGAAGUAUCAGAGCAAUUAUUAUCCAAUUUAUGUGAGAAAAAAACAUUAUCAGAUUUAACAAUUACACUUUUUGACGCAAAAACCACCAGAUUAAGACAUGUACGGUUGAAAGAUGCAUCAACACUAUCAGCUAAAGGCUUAAGUGUUCUUAAGCAACACAAAGUUGUAGAUUUAAUAGUAAAUGGACUUAAAAUAACUGUUAAUGAUUUAAUUAGCUGUUUAGGUGAUUGGAGUAUACAAAACCUUAGAUCGCUAAGUGUAGCUAAAGGAAGCUUUAUGGAUUUUUCAAGACAACGCAUGGUAGACAUUGCGACAUUAAACAAAUUGAAGGCACUUCAUACCUUGAAUGUCUCAGGAACAGAAUUCAAUAAACAUGGUUUGGACAUAGUAGUCGAAGAUCUUCCCCUUUUAGAGAGUUUAGAUAUAUCUUGUACAAGAGUUGAUGAUAUAACACCAUUAAAGAAGUGUAAAGAUCGUUUAAGGACAUUAAAUAUGUAUAAUUUAAAGAUAAGUGGGUGCGGAAGUUUAAUACCAGUGUUACUGGAAUUAAACGAAUUAAGGCAUUUAGACAUUUCCCAUGAAAAAGAUCCAUAUGGAUUUGAAAUGUUUGCACCCGCUAGGCCAAAAAUAACAGAUUUUCUAAGAGCUUUGAAUUGUAUGCCUUAUUUGACAACUUUAGACUUGUCUGGUAAGGAUGAUAUAAAUCCGAAAGAUUUAAAAAAUUUUAUUGCAUCGCAUGUACACUUGAGGUUUCUGGGAUUGGUGCAUUCUGAUGCUUGUUAUGAUGAAAGUUUCAUAGAUUCAACACAUAAAGAUUUUAGACCUGAACUUAUUAUCAGUGGUACGGCAACAGAAUCUCAAAUUUUGGAAGCCCUUAGAAGAUACACAUUCAGACCAAUAUAUCUUCAAAAGUGUCUGUUUAACUUAUUCCGUUUGACACCAAACUUUCUCGAACCACGAGUUGAUGUGAUAAAAUUAGUGUUACCUGGAAUGAGAGAGCAUCCACAGGAGUUUCGCGUACAAAUGGCAGCUACUGCUUGUAUUUAUAAUCUGACAAAAGGUGAAUUGGCUCUUAUGAUUCAUCCGUCAAUACUUAAACAAAUAGUCGAAUUAACAUUAUUAGCAAUGGAAUCAUAUCCAACCAACCAUCAACUUCAAAAAAACACAUUAUUGACGCUGUGUAGUGAUAGGAUUCUACAGGAUGUUGCAUUUGACAAAUAUAGAUGCGCAAGAUUAGUUAUGAAUUGCUUGUCGACAUUUGACGAUGCAUCUAUGAAUCGUAUGUCUGUGGCUAUUUGCUCAAUAUUAGCAGCAAAGAUAUCGACUGUAGAAACAUCUAUGCUUGGUGCACAACCACAAUAUAUGUUGAAAUUGCUUUCAAUGGUUAGAUCUAAAGUCGAAUCUAAAUCAGUAGAUAUUACAAUGAAGUUUACAUUAAGUGCUCUGUGGAACUUGACGGAUGAGAGUGCCAUUACCUGCAAAGUCUUUCUUGACGAGGGUGGAAUGGAAUUAUUUCUCGAAGUAUUGGAUAGCUUUCAAGGAGAAUCUAGUGUAGAAACUAAGGUUCUUGGUCUGCUAAACAAUAUUGCAGAGGUUGAUCAUUUGAGACCACGACUUAUGCAACCUCGGUUCAUAAAAAUGCUUUCUAUGCUGCUCGAUUCUGAACACAUUGAUGUAUCUUAUUUCGCAGCCGGUAUCGCCGCACAUCUACUAAGUGAUGGUCCUCGAUCAUGGUACAGUAUGCCGAGUAGAGAACCGAGUAGAGAACAGUUGUUAGACCAAUUGGUUCAUGCUGUAACUCAUUGGCAAACACCACAAGGAGAGAUGGUUGCUUAUCGUAGUUUCCAACCAUUUUUCCCACUGUUACGUUGUACAGAUGCUUAUCCCGUUCAACUCUGGGCAGUGUGGGCGAUUCAUCAUGUAUGCACAAAAAAUCCAAAACGUUACUGCAUAAUGUUAAUCAGAGAAGGUGGGGUGGAAACAUUAAAACAAUUAGAAAAAACACAUACGGAAUAUACAACACAACCAAAUUUGCAAAGUCUAUGUCAAUCGAUUCUGGAAACCCUCGAAUUAAAUUCUUAACGAUAGCUAUUGUUUUCCAAUCUGAAAGUUAAAUACCGCAUGGUAUACUAGUCAAUGUUUAUCUUAAGUGCAAUCCUAUAUCCUGUUUAGACCAAAUAAAUAUAAAAAUUAUAUAUGGCCAUGAAUAUAUAUAUAUAUAUAUAUAU
This is a messenger RNA of Linepithema humile (Argentine ant), 3046 nucleotides long. RefSeq names its product protein zyg-11 homolog B-like. Gene Ontology annotation, cellular component: Cul2-RING ubiquitin ligase complex. The record is from RefSeq and is a predicted model, not a curated record. Lineage: Eukaryota; Metazoa; Arthropoda; Insecta; Hymenoptera; Formicidae.